GAUGCUGCGCCCCCCUCGCCCCCCCUGACCCCCUUAGCCUGCAGUACCCCCGCGCGCCGGCAGGAGGCCGCGCGUCCUCUAUCCAUGGUGCUGAAGAUCCGGCUCUGUCCGUGGUGCUCAGGGAUCCAUCCAUCCACCCGGCUGCGAUGCCGUUCCACUGACCGUGCGGGCGGGUCUUGCGGGUUCUUGCGGUGUGCUGCGGUGUCAGUGGCGGGGCCGCGCGGCCGUCGGCGCCUUUGGACGGGAUGCGGGAGCGGAGGGGGAGGGGAGCGCACUGAGUGUCUGCAGAGCAGCAGGAGUUCAUCAGAAAUUCCCCUCUGAGUUGUGGGCGGGGCUUUCUGUGCUGACUUCUCACGUGUUAAACUGUCCUGAUCCAGAUGAGUCAAGAGACGACGGAGGUUCGAACAAGAACCCGCUCCAAAGGCAUCAAAGGGUCAACAGAACUGGACAAACAAGAGAUGAAAUUGGAACUAAGCACCUGUCCCACCCCAGGAUGUGACGGCAAAGGGCACGUCAGCGGAAGAUACUCCAGACACAGAAGUGUUCUGGGCUGUCCAAUCGUAAAGAAACGGAAGCUAGAAGAGGCUGAAGCUGAGGACAACCAGCCUGCAUCCAAGCAGAGAAAUCUGCCGACGAAAAAGCCUGAAGAAGAAAGCGACACAGCAGAGGAAGAAGAGCAAAGAGACAAUGAAGACGUAGGAGAAGAUGUCAUCAAAGACACAGUUAAAGCAAAAACUGAAGAGAUACAAGAUGACAGCUCGAUGGUGAUAGCAGAAGAUCCAAAAACACCAAAUUCUCUGAGUGAUGAUCUUAGGGACAUAACCGUCACUUCUGAGCUCAAAGUCGAGGGUCAUGGGAUCAGCGAAGAGGUAAAUCUGGAGACAACUGAUCAUCUCCAUGACAAGAAGGGAGUCAUGGAUGUGGAAGAAUGUGAGGAACCAGAUCUACCCACAGAGGAAAAUGCUGCUUCUGAGCUUCGUGAUACAAAAGACGAGACGGAGGAAAGGGAAGAGAAAGAGGAAAUUGAGUGCAACACAUUAGAUAAAAGAAAGCUGAGCAGACCGGUGAUGAGGCAGGAGAACUCGGAUCAUCAGUACUCUACUGGAGACUACAACUUUCAGGUCAAAGAAUCCCCACAGGAGCAUCAAGAGAGGGAUGAGGAAGAAGAACAUGAAGACGAACAUGAAGAAGAACAUGAAGACGAACAUGAAGAAGAACAUGAAGAGGAACAUGAAGAGGAACAUGAAGAGGAACAUGAAGAACACAUAGAAGAACACGAAGAAGAGCACAUAGAAGAACAUGAGGACAGAGAAAGAACCGAGUCUGAAACUGUGGACACGUACAGUUUAAGUCCAGCCACUCAGGGAACUGAUUCAGAGAUAUUACUCAGGGACCAAACUGUCAUCUCCCUCGUGACGAGCAAAGAAGGUUAUGAUGAAGGGGACGAGGAAGACAAUGAGGAGAAGCAGGAGAAGAGUCCAAAUGAGGUGGAAGAUGAAGAUGAAGAUGAAGAGGGAGAUCAAGACUCAGGCAAAGACUCUCCUGGUCCAUUGGUAGUAGAAGUUCGAUCUGAGGAUGAGGAGGAUGAGGAAGAGGAUGAAGAUGAGGAGGAAGAUGAGGAAGAAGAAGAGGAGGAGGAAGAGGAAGAAGAGGAGCAUGAACAUGCCUCAGAGGGCUCAGGGAUUACCGAUGACUCUGAGAACUGGGACAUGACCCGGGGCAACCUCGGGCUGCUGGAGCAGGCGAUCGCCCUGAAGGCGGAGGAGGUCCAGGGCGGCUCAGAGAGCUUCAGCUCCUCAGACUACCAACCACACAGCAGCUCCAUGAAGGCAUCAGAGACCGCCGCCCGCCGCGGCGGCUACUUCAGCAAAGAUAAGAAAGAAGUGAAGUGUCCCACACCGGGUUGUGAUGGAACAGGCCAUGUGACGGGUUUAUAUCCCCACCACCGCAGUCUGUCCGGAUGUCCUCACAAAGACCGCAUCCCUCCAGAAAUCCUGGCCAUGCAUGAGAAUGUCUUGAAGUGUCCCACUCCUGGCUGCUCAGGCCAAGGCCACGUGAACAGUAACCGCAAUACGCAUCGCAGUUUGUCUGGCUGCCCGAUCGCAGCGUCUUCUAAACUGACCAAGCACCAGGACAAACCCGUUCAUUUACAGGCUGCAGCCUCCGAGCCAUCCUCCAACUCGGACAGAGUUCUCAGGCCAAUGUGUUUUGUGAAACAGCUGGAAAUCCCUCAGUAUGGAAACUAUCGACCAAACACAGCAACAACAACACCUCGAGCCAACCUGGCUAAGGAGCUAGAGAAAUACUCCAAGGUGUCCUUUGACUAUGCAAGCUUCGAUGUCCAAGUGUUUGGGAAGCGUAUGAUUAUUCCGAAAACAACCAGCACCACUGACACCUCAGCCAAAGCCUCAAAGGUGUACGGAGAAGGAACUGAGGCUGUCCUGCUGUCACUGAAGGGCGGGAUGGGCUGCAUCUCUGAUCAACUCCCUCACACUCACACAGCUUCACUUCCCAAGGCUUCCUCACCGACUCAUGUUGUCUCAGAGAGUUUUCCUAAGACCCCCCUGUCCUCCAGCGGUUACGACUACAGCCAAGACGCAGAGGCGGCCCACAUGGCAGCCACCGCUAUCCUCAACUUAUCAACACGCUGUUGGGAGAGGCCGGAGACGCUCAGCGCCAACACCCAGAGUCCUUACACCAAGGAGCCAGACAUCGAGGUAGACGAGAAUGGCACCUUAGACCUCAGCAUGAAGAAGGCCAAGACGGACGAUACGCUGUCUCCAGAACCUUCAUCAUCCUCAUACUCUUCCUCUCAACAAGUGGGGGUGACAUCUCAGGACCAUAGUCGUGCUGAGUGGGAGGAGCCUCUCGAUUUCACUAAAUCAAGUGACGUCAAGGAAGAGGAUGAAGAAGAGAUGGACUACACUGCUCUUUCGUACUCCUCAUCUGAAGGCGAGGAAGAUGAUCCGGAGAACGUGGGGGACAGGAAGUACCCGGGUGAAGUUACGACCACGAACUUCAAAGUUAAGUUUCAGCCCAAAGACAGCAAAAAAGACAUUAUUGUGUGCCCGACCCCGGGCUGUGAUGGCAGUGGACACAUCACUGGCAACUAUGCAUCACAUCGAAGUCUGUCAGGCUGUCCUCUUGCUGAUAAAUCUCUGCGGACCCUCAUGGCUGCCCAUACGGCUGAACUAAAAUGUCCAACUCCAGGUUGUGAUGGAUCAGGCCACAUUACUGGGAACUACGCCUCACAUAGAAGUCUUUCUGGAUGUCCGAGAGCAAAGAAAGGUGGAGUGAAAACAACACCAACCAAGGAUGACAAAGACGACUCUGAGCUACUGAGAUGUCCCGUUCCGGGCUGUGACAGUCUGGGUCACAUCAGUGGGAAGUAUGCUACCCACCGCAGUGCCUACGGCUGUCCCCUGGCAGCCCGCCGACAGAAGGAGGGUCUCCUCAACGGCACUCCUUUCUCCUGGAAGGCCUUCAAGGCGGAGGGCCCCACAUGCCCAACACCAGGAUGUGACGGCUCUGGCCAUGCUAACGGCAGCUUCCUGACACACCGCAGUCUGUCAGGAUGUCCCAGAGCUACAGCCAAUAAGAAGAAGACAAAACUCCCAGGAGACGAGUAUAUAACUGCAAAGUUCAGAGCAAGUGAUGUUCUGGACAACGAUGAAGACAUCAAGCAGCUCAACAAGGAGAUCAGUGACUUAAACGAGUCCAACUCGGAGAUAGAGGCUGACAUGCUGCAUCUGCACACUCAGAUUUCUUCCAUGGAGAAGAACCUGAAGAGUCUUGAGGAGGAGAACAUCCAGAUCGAGGAGAAAAACGAGGCCUUGUUCCUGGAACUAUCGGGCCUUAGUCAAGCUUUGAUCCACAGCUUAGCUAACAUCCACCUGCCCACCAUGCAGGAACCUCUGACAGAGCAGAACUUCGACAGCUACGUGGACACUCUAACUCAGAUGUUCACCAACAAAGACUGCUACCAAAACCCGGAGAACCGGGCGCUGCUGGAGUCCAUCAACCAGGCAGUAAAGGGCAUUGAAGUGUGAUGAAAGCCGACCUGGACCCCCCCCUGUAGACCACAGCCCCUCGUUUCUCGUUCCAAACCUUUUAGAUACUACAACCAAUUCCUCGAUGCUGGAGCUUUGUCCUGUUCUUUGGAUUCUUGUUUCUGUUUGUUUUGCACGUUACUUUGUCAUGUUGGAAGUGUGCAGACUGAGGAGUAAUACUGACAAAAGCAUGGAGUGCAGUUCUGAGCCUGGACUACAUAGAUUCUUAGUAAAGGAACAUAUCCCAUCUCCACCCACAGACGUCAUUAGUACACGAGCAUCUUGUUGUUGCACCUUCAUUAGCUUGUAGGUUCUUAUAAUUGAUGUGUAAUAUUUUCAGUAAAGUGCAAUUGUUACUUUAAUAACCAACUUAUUUAUGUCUGUCUGAUUCUAUUAUGUGAACUAUUUAUUAUUUUAAGUAUUACUGAAUAAUUCUACUUCAGAUUUUGAAUAAUCAACAAAAAAUAAUUUCCUCUGCACUGUUGAUCAAGACUAAAUAUUUUAGGAUAUCAGCUGAAAAUUAUUUUAUAUAUUUAUUGUUUAUUUAAAGUACUGGAAUCUUUUUAUGCGCAAAUGUUUUGUAACACAAAUUUUUAAAUAAUUUUGUAAAGAUUUUUUGUGACCUUUGUUUUACAGGAUUUUGCCUCCCUUCCCCCGAAGUACAAUUUUACACCAUGCGAAAAACGUAUCUGCAUGUCUAUGGUUCUUAUUUGGUGAGCUUAGAUAUUCAUUUUGCAUUGUUUCUGUAUUACAAUGGUUGUAAACACAUUAGACUUAAAAUAAAGGUUAACCCACAAGGAAA
Oryzias melastigma (Indian medaka) is the source of this 4851-nucleotide messenger RNA. It is a transcript of the gene myt1a, whose product is annotated as myelin transcription factor 1a. The transcript has 24 exons. Bases 378 to 4049 code for a protein of 1223 amino acids. Gene Ontology annotation, biological process: regulation of transcription by RNA polymerase II. Gene Ontology annotation, cellular component: nucleus. Gene Ontology annotation, molecular function: zinc ion binding; DNA-binding transcription factor activity, RNA polymerase II-specific; RNA polymerase II cis-regulatory region sequence-specific DNA binding. The record is from RefSeq and is a predicted model, not a curated record. Lineage: Eukaryota; Metazoa; Chordata; Actinopteri; Beloniformes; Adrianichthyidae.